Salvelinus namaycush (lake trout) is the source of this 2984-nucleotide messenger RNA. RefSeq names its product uronyl 2-sulfotransferase-like. Gene Ontology annotation, molecular function: sulfotransferase activity. Lineage: Eukaryota; Metazoa; Chordata; Actinopteri; Salmoniformes; Salmonidae. Bases 191 to 1402 code for a protein of 403 amino acids. The record is from RefSeq and is a predicted model, not a curated record. Gene Ontology annotation, cellular component: membrane. The transcript is spliced from 8 exons.
AAAUAGUCGGAGAGAACAGACGAGAGAGACCGAACGGAGACGAAAACCGAGUGCGCAAAUAACUCGUGGCGGCGGCGGGUGCCUGCGUUUCCUAAUAGGUGUCCGUUUCAAAUAAUAUCAAAGCAAGAAGUUUCACUUUCCACAGGCGGAUGGGUGACUAUCGCUCUCGGCGGCGCUUUGUGAGGAGGAGAUGAUGAAGAAUUUCAGCAACAGUCCCCUUCACAAUAACCAGGCUCCAAACCACAUUAGAGAUUGGAACAACAAAAAGUUCGGUUUUCUCUCGGCGGUUCUGUUGCGUUUUUCCCUGCGAGGUUAUGGUUUUUGCAUGGCUAGUCUAUUCAUCUUCUGUUUUGGGUCUCUGUUUUACCAGUUGAACGGAGGACCCCCCAACAUUCUCCUGGACAUCCGACAGUAUCUCGGAGAAUCCACAUAUCUCGAUGACCACGGACCCCCAGCUCCCCGUGUGCUGCCAUUCCCCAGUCAGGUGGUGUAUAAUCGUGUGGGGAAGUGUGGCAGCAGGACGGUAGUCAUCCUACUAAGGUUAUUGGCAGAGAGACAUCAGUUCAACCUGGUCUCCUCAGACAUCCACAACAAGACACGCCUCACCAAACAUGAACAGGUGGACCUUAUGAGGAACAUCAGCAACAUCCCCCAGCCUUUCCUGUACACCAGACAUGUCCACUUUCUCAACUUCACCCGGUUCAGGAUAGAGCAGCCCGUCUACAUCAACAUCAUACGGGACCCCAUUAACCGUUUCCUCUCCAACUACUUCUUCCGACGUUUCGGGGACUGGAGGGGGGAGCAGAAUCACCUCAUCCGAACACCAGGGAUGAAAGGUGACGAGAGAUACCUGGACAUCAAUGUGUGCAUCCUGGAGAAUUACCCAGAAUGCUCCAACCCCAGACUCUUCUACAUCAUCCCAUAUUUCUGUGGACAGCACCCCCAGUGCAGGGAGCCGGGACAAUGGGCACUGGAGAGGGCCAAACAGAACGUUCUAGAGAACUUCCUUAUCGUGGGGAUCCUAGAGGAGCUGGAAGAUGUCCUGCUUCUUCUAGAGAGACUGUUACCUCACUACUUUACUGACGUACUCAACAUCUACAAGAGCCCAGACUACAGGAAGAUGGGGAACAUGACUGGUACGGUGCGUAAACACACGCCCACUCUGGAGGCCCUUCAGGUUCUGUACCACCGCAUGCGCUACGAGUACGACUUCUACAACUUCAUCCGAGACCAGUUCCACUUGAUGAAGAAGAAGAUUGGCCUCAAGUCGGUCUCCCGACCACCUUCCCACCAGGCCUCCUUCCUAAGAGACCUCUCCCUCCGAACCCCAGAGCCCCUGGAUGAAGACGAGGAGCUGGAGACCGACCUGGAGGACGCCAACAGCUGGUUGGUCCAGCCCUGACCAAUGCCGUGGUGACUGAGGACUUUACUUGCGUCUGGUUGGCUGGAGGUGGCAUGAUAAAGGGGCGGGGGAUGUGCCCUGUCUGUCAGCAUUCCCAGGAGGACGAUUGGUUGGGGGUGUGUGGAUCCUGAUGCCUGUGUUUUUACGGGCUACAUAUUCCGUUCAUCUCGGACUCUCUACUCAUUGCUGAGAACCUUAGGAGUGGGCUCUGACUCUCUGCUACCACUGAGGACCUUGGGAGUGGGCUCUGACUCUCUGCUACCACUGAGGACCUUGGGAGUGGGCUCUGACUCUCUGCUACCACUGAGGACCUUGGGAGUGGGCUCUGACUCUCUGCUACCACUGAGGACCUUGGGAGUGGGCUCGGACUCUCUGCUCACCGCUGAGGACCUUGGGAGUGGGCUCGGACUCUCUGCUCACCGCUGAGGACCUUGGGAGUGGACUCGGACUCUCUGCUCACCGCUGAGGACCUUGGGAGUGGGCUCGGACUCUGCUCACCGCUGAGGACCUUGGGAGUGGACUCGGACUCUCUGCUCACCGCUGAGGACCUUGGGAGUGGGCUCGGACUCUCUGCUCACCGCUGAGGACCUUCGUUGUGGGUGGAUGGAUGGAUGGAUGGACGAACCGCUAUAUUUAAAGAUUGACUAGAAUAAUGGGUGGGGGGUUACUUUAAAAAGCUCACUUUGCUUGUUUUAUUUUUGUUUUGUUGGUUUGAGGGCGUCCUGUUUGGGGUAUCUCCGGGUGAGAUAAGACAAAAGGGAUUUGGACCUAUGAACUCAUUAAGAAACAUUUUACAUGUUGAGGGGAGGGCUGCAUCUUAGGAUCAGGAAAAAUUCAAAGACACCAACAUAGGUGCAGGGAUGAUGGGGGGGAAGGAGCGUGUUGAGGUGUGAGAGAGCAGGGACGAGACGGGGAUGAAAUUGUAGGGGUUGUGUGUAACAGGUCUACUUUUAGUGCUUGACCACUCCGUCUCUCCCUGUCUCUCCCAGCCUCCUUUUCUCUCCCUUUCUUUUCCCCUUAUUUUCUCUCUCUCCCUCACACUCUGCCUGUUUUAAGGGCCCUUGUUUUCAAAGUGUGAUUCAAAGUGCCAAACCGUCAAAUGGUGUGUCAUAGUCAUAAACUUCUCUAAGUGCCAAACCUAACCAAGUGGGGUCAGACACCUUCUGUUCCUAGAAACCCUGUUUGGGAGGAUCCUCUGAUCACAGUGGGAGUGGGAGUGGGAGUGGGAGUGGGGGGCCCAAAUGUGAUAGUGUCUAUGCAUGACAGAAUCAGUUUACUUUGUUUAAUAGAUGUCGAUAUGAUGAAAGGGUCAAAUGGCAGGAAGAGCACUCAACUAUGAAUUCAAAGAAUUCCAACUGUGUGUCUACGAUUGGAUUUGACAACAACAUUUGUCAAACUGAAAAUGUAUGAAGAAAGGUUGAAUAUUUUGGUACAUAACUUGGGAAAUAUUAAGAAACGUAUGAUGUUGAUUGGUGAAAAUGUAUGUUUUUCCUCAAAUGUUGACAUCUCCAUUGGAAUAGAAAAUAUGAUGUUUGACUUCCUUCAACAACAACAAAAAAUCUAAUAAAAAUAUUAUUUCAAA